UGGAUACCACACAGAGUGAAUCUAUCGUUGGCGAGCACAUGGAGAGGAAGUUUGCUGUGGUGCAGUGGAGUGAAGGGGAGGAUUCUGGGAAGCUCAGUGAAGUAAAAACUGAUACCAUUCGGGGAUAUGAUGAUUCAAAGAUGGACCAGCAUGGGAAUCCCAUAUCCACCUACUCAGCCGUUAUCGAAUGGCGCCAUGGGAAGAAACCACGAGGAGGGUGGCCUCACUACAGAGGCACUGUUGUUUUUGUCAGUGAAGUCAAAGGCUCUCACAAGGAAGGACCCUGCAGAAGAUUUCCUUGAGAAGUACUGUCAUUCAGAGCCUACUUCAGAUGAUAGAAGUCCGAGAAAGACAAUAUUUGUAUUAAAGCAGGAGAUCAAAGACCUGAAAGAAGAGAAUGCUAAAUUGAAGGAGAUGGUUGUUCAAGAUGUGCCAGAAAUCCUACGGACCAUGAAGAAUAUCCUUGAUUCGGCUGUGCCUCCUAAGAGAUCCAGGUUGGACCUUACCACACCACCGCUGCCCCCCCAAAGUUCCUAUUCUUCAUCGGCAAAUUCAUCGCCAUCCCUCCCCAGAUCUACCCCGCCCAGUUCCAUGUCUGAAUCUGUUACUCCAUCGCUGACGGACUCCCAGUCUUCUAAGGUGGAGAUCCAUCCUGGGACUGGAGUCAUGGUUGAGAAACUGGCGUGGACCUAUGCCCUCAAUGCAAAUUCAGCUACAGUAUUUGUGAGGCAUCUGCUCACAGCAGUCUUCCCACUGGAGAUACUGCUGUUGAGCAAUCUUCGAGGGGGCAAACGAGGCGGAGGAGAUGCUCGUCUACCACUGGACAAAAAAAAAUUGGAUGCCAUUUACAGUGCAACUCUUGAGAGGUGGCCUGGGACCCAGCUCUCCAGCAUCGGAACCACAAUCAAUGGCAAGAUCACAGAGCUCCGGACCAAAAGUAAAAAUGUUGCUGUGUCCACAGCAUCAUCUUAAAUUGUUGUUAAUCUGCUUGUUCAAUCAAUACUAUC
Molecule: messenger RNA, 1007 nt
Organism: Cololabis saira (Pacific saury)
Lineage: Eukaryota; Metazoa; Chordata; Actinopteri; Beloniformes; Belonidae
Exons: 6
Coding region: 127-972 (281 amino acids)
Molecular function (GO): DNA binding
Source: RefSeq, a predicted model, not a curated record